Dicentrarchus labrax (European seabass) is the source of this 4478-nucleotide messenger RNA. RefSeq names its product RAB11 family interacting protein 4 (class II) b (gene rab11fip4b). The record is from RefSeq and is a predicted model, not a curated record. Gene Ontology annotation, molecular function: calcium ion binding. Gene Ontology annotation, cellular component: cleavage furrow; midbody; endocytic vesicle. The coding region runs from base 398 to 2149 and encodes 583 amino acids. NCBI's taxonomy places the organism in Eukaryota, Metazoa, Chordata, Actinopteri, Moronidae. The transcript is spliced from 14 exons. Gene Ontology annotation, biological process: endocytic recycling; regulation of cytokinesis.
AGCUCUUACUGUGUGAAUGCGAGUCAGCCGGCGAACCAGUCAGCAAGAGAGGCAAAGUGUGUGAGUGUGAGGGUGUGAGGUCCAGAGUCUGUGCUUGUGUGUGUGUAUGGGUGUGUGUGUGUUACAGAGAGAGAGGGAGAGGGAGAGAGAGAGAGGCAGUCGCAGUCUGUCUCGGUGCAGGAGAAGCCAGGCAGCCGGUGCAGUGUUUUAAAGUGAACGAUACAUCCUGCUCCUCUCUUUGGAUUAUACCACUAACAGGGACUCACCCUUUGGACUAUCCCGACGCUUCCUCCUUCUCUUGCCUUUGAAGGGAACACCUGUGUGUGGUGUGAGAGUGUGUGUGUGUUUGUGUGCAAACCAAGACAACGGACUUAGCCCUGGUGAACAGGGCGAGUGGAUGACUUCAGUGGUUGAGGGUUUGGCUGGUCGAAAGAGGGGGACUGCUGACCAUGGACUCCCCUCACUAGUAAACGGGGGUGGUGUGGAGGAUCGGGUUUGUCCGGUCAUCAUGUGCACGCGGGCCUAUCCUGACCCCGUCCCUGAGUGCCAGCUGUUCCCGGGUGAGGUGGAGGAGCCAGAGGAGGAGGUGGCAGACGAGGGAAGGGAGAGGGAAUCAGACAGAGACAGCGCUGUGGAAAGCACUCAAGGGUCAGACACCUCUGACGGCCUGAUCAGAUCAGGGGACAAGGAAGACGCACUGGGGGAUCUCUUUUUUCCUGGGGAGAAGUGUGGUCAGACCAGCAUCUCAGUGACAUCUGACCUAUCGACGCGUUCCUCGGCUUCCCUGAACGAGGAGCAGUUUGAGGACUACGGUGAGGGGGAGGAACCGGACUACAUUCCCAGCAGCCCCUGUCUGGACGACGAGACUCGUACCAACGGAUACUCCGACCUCGGCUCAUCUGUUCCCUCUAGUGCGGGCCAGACUCCUCGUAAGGUGCGUCAGCAUUACACUGGUGAACUGAUGGAUGUCUACUGUUCUCAGUGCAGCAAAAAGGUCAACCUCCUAAAUGACCUGGAGGCUCGCCUCAAAAACCUAAAGGCUAACAGCCCCAACAGGAAAAUCUCCAGCACUGCUUUUGGAAGGCAGCUGCUUCACAACAGCAACUUGAGCAGCAGUAACGGCAGUACGGAGGACCUUUUCCGAGACAGCAUCGACUCUUGUGACAUCGACAUUAAUGAAAAGGUGAGCUCUCUGGAGAAGAAGGUGGCAGAACUCGAGAAUGAGAUUCUGAUGAAUGGUGAUCUCAAAUCCAAGCUGAAGCAGGAGAACACACAACUAGUACACAGGGUUAAUGAACUGGAGGAGCAGCUGAAAGACCAGGAGACGCGAGCAGAACAAAAUCUGCAAGAGGAGCUAAGACGACACAGGGAGGCCUACAGCAAGAUGGAGAGAGACAAGAACACACAGAUAGAGCUGCUGACCAACCGAGUUAAGCAUCUGGAGGAGGAGAACAAUGACAUUGCUGUUAACAUGGGCCGGCUCAAAUCACAGACAGAGAAACUGGAUGAGGAGAAGCAAAGGAUGACAGACAAGCUGGAGGACACCAGUUUGCGCCUGAAGGAUGAGAUGGACCUCUAUAGGAAAAUGAUGGACAAACUGAGACAGAACAGACACCAGUUCCAGAAAGAAAAGGACGCCAUGCAGGAGCUGAUAGAGGACCUGCGUCGAGAGCUGGAGCAUUUGCAACUCUUCAAGCUGGAGACAGAGAGGCCAGGCCGCGGUCGCAGCUCUUCCUCCGGGCUGGCAGACUUCAACAGCAGGACCAGGGAGGUGGAGCUAGAACAUGAGGUCAAAAGGCUCAAGCAGAGAUUUGUGUCCCAGGACUUUCUUCCCCCUGAAUUCCAGCACCUGGUGUUAUCUGGGGCUCGGCUCCGUCCUGGUCUGAUGGAGAACCAGAAGCUCAGGGAGCAGAACGAUGAGCUCAAUGGCCAGAUCCUCAGCCUCAGUCUGUAUGAAGCCAAGACCCUGUUUGCUACACAGACCAAGGCCCAGUCUCUAGCUGCAGAGAUAGAUAAUGCCUCCAGAGACCAGUUAAUGGAAGCCUUGAAGGAGCAGGAAGAAAUAAACAUACGUCUGAGACAGUACAUGGACAAGAUCAUCUUGUCCAUUCUGGACCACAACCCCUCCAUCCUGGAGAUCAAGAACUAACAGCGACUCAACUGGAAUGAGAAUCGUUUCCCGGUCUCAAGAGGCUCAUUCCAGUUGUUUGAUCAGAACCUGCAACCCGGGUCUGGAAUCUGUACAGAAAAGGAGAGAGAACCAGAGCCAGUCUUACGAACGUAUAAAUAGACACACAUCGCCCCCUGCUGUUUGUGGCGGGAGAGGACUCCUCUUACAGAGAAGAUAGAAAGGGAUUCUGCAAACUAAAGGGAGUUUUCUAAAGGGUCAUACGACUGUGACUCUUCAGCUUGAUCUACCCUGCUCUGUUUUUAUUCACUGUCUCUGCUGUAAACUGUAGCCACUGUCACAACUUUGAACUUUCUUCACAGGAAUAUCCUGGCCCCCAACAUACUCUGAGGAUGGACAAAGUCGCUCAGUGUAGUACACUGGGCAUAUGUACCUUGUGCAUAAUAACUGGAACAAUGUAAACAAACCUGACGUGGGUUCUACUGUAUCCUGGUGAAAUAUGAACUGUAUUAUACACAGAUAGACAACUUGAUCCGACGUAGAGAGAAACAGUCGUGUGACGGACAAACAAGUUGGCAAAACCCGACUCUGAGAGGUAUGAAGGCAGACCAGUCGAGUGUUGCCUGAUCCAUAAACUGUCCAUAUUUUCUCCUCUGUCAUGUAGGUGUUCUCUGAAUGUUGGUGAUGUAUUUGGAUAGGCACGUUUUAAGAGACAUUAGAGAAAAGUGGCAAGUGGUCAGAGAAAGAAAACAAUGAGAAGAACCCCUAUAAAUACAAAGCGAAGUGGAACAUUUUAAGUUAGAAAGGAAGAGGAAAGCAUGUCUUCCCUAAAGAGGUGGGGAGUCAGAUGAUGGGCCGUGUAUGCUAGCAAAGGAGGGUCUUAGUAAAGUCGAUGAUGGCUAAUCGAAGGUGAAGAUUUUUGCUUUUGUUUAUUCUCGAGAACAUGUCUUCCAGUAACCUUGCAACAGCACUUGCAAUGUCAAUCAGCCAGUAGUGAAUAGCUUUCACUGAGAAGUGGCCCUUAGUUGGUUCAGACGAGUAGUCGAGUGUCACUUUAAGGAGCAGAAGCUGCAACCAAGGAGUGUCUUUAAACUGUAACUUCCAUGGCUGCUAUUUGCUAACAAUACAUGCAGCUUGCAAAAAGGUACAUUGUUGCUAGCGAUAGACCCGAUGAUGUUGUACAGAAUUGUAAGGAUAUGAUUGUACAGGUGUGUGACUGGUAGCCAUUGUAACAUGGUUUACUGAAUCAUCUCUCUAUGCUCAGUGAAAUCAUCUCAGAUAUUGUACGUGAGCAUGCACAGGAGACUCACUUUUUGGUACGAAAGACUGGAUUAGCAAUCUCACUGAAGCAUACAGGUUGUUUUUAAAAGCCCAGAUAGCUCUCAGAAACCCUCUAAUACUGUAAAUAUCAUGAAUGUACAACUGGAUAUUUCACUUUCUGUGUGGCCAAAAAAGGCUUUUUGAAUUUAAAUUGCUGUAAUUGGUCGAGAUAUGUUGUCGUACACGUGUACAGUAUUCAGUACUGUAAUGAAGAGGGCAUUGUUUGGAGAGGGGGAACAAUUACAAUCUGCUGUAUUAUGUAAUUAUUCUAAACUUGAGUUUUGCUUCCUUGCACAAAAAAAACAACAAAACGUUUUGUUUUCUUUUGCAUGGUUCACCUUUUCUUCUGUCUGUGCCUUUUGAGGACAUUUUCAAGAUGAUGUUGCUAUAGAUUUACAUAGUUUUUUGAAGCUACAUUCUAUGUCUAUGUCUGACAUAUUUUCUUGACAUAUUGUAAAUGUUGUAAUUAUAUAGUGAUAAUUUGUAUUCAUGUGCCACUCACCACUCUUUUUCAGAUUGUUACUAUGAAAACUAUUUUAUACAGUUUUAUCAAGAAAGAACUUGUGAUUGCUUAGCUGUCCUAUUAGAAAAGUGAUAUAGCACAAUUCUUUGUAUGGUACGCAGGCCAGGUUAGCAUUUUGGGAAUAUUUUUUUCAAUGAUUUUUUUUAUUGGGGGGGUGUUUUGUUGCAUUUCUCAGUUUUUUGUUAGUCGCGGUGAGUCCAUUGCUUUUAACUUUGCUGGCUUUUUACAUGGUUGCAAACUGUCUUCCUAACUUAAACUAAAUGGUGAGCAUUAUGAGCAAUAUUAACUUAUUUACCAAUACCUGCUGAUUUGUGUCUUGUUUGCUUCACAAAUCUUUUCACUCUAUAGCUGCUCAUACCAUUCUGGAUUUUAAAAGAAUUAAACGGUACAUCAAGCUGUAAAAUUGGUCAUAAACUCAUUUCUUGUAGCUAUUAAAUUUUGACUUAUUAGGGCUAUCCAAUGCAAUGUAGUCACUAUAAAUAGCAAUAAAAAUGGCUUUGGCAGUGA